Aplysia californica (California sea hare) is the source of this 2312-nucleotide messenger RNA. RefSeq lists its product as uncharacterized. The record is from RefSeq and is a predicted model, not a curated record. NCBI's taxonomy places the organism in Eukaryota, Metazoa, Mollusca, Gastropoda, Aplysiida, Aplysiidae.
GACUCCUCAGACAUGCAUCGUCUGUGACCAGUAGCCGGAUGGAAUCUAAAGACAAUCAAAUUGCCCUCGACGUACCAACAGACAAAAUGGCGGCGGAUCCUCUUCCGGUGUGCUGGCGAUCAACACUCCCUUGUCCUCCUUCCGGAAAAAUUGACCAAUCAUUGCAGUGCAAAGCGUGGUACAGAUGUGAAACCGCAGGGGAUUACGUCAUCCGGUGGCGCUGUCAAUCAUUCGAAGAAGGAGGAGUUAAUGCAACUGACUCCUCCUUCCAGUUAUGUGACGAGCCAAUGCUUAGCACAAAUGGCACGCCAUGCCCGCCCCCAGCUGUGUGUGCUGGAGACUACAAGGCCCAGCCCAUGGGGGACGCACACGAAGACACCAGCACAGACUUCAUUCUGGUCAUUGCAGUCGCUGCCUUUGCCCUGGUGGCCCUACUCCUGAUCGUUGUGUCCACCUACAAGUAUUGGUCACUCAGGAAAAGACUCCGCCAUCGAAUGCAUUCGAGAUACCCGGGUCUCCGCCAGUUCCCAUACCCGCUGCGCUACCACAGCUUAUGGGGCACAGGCCUGUAUGCUUACGACUAUGCCAGACCCCAACAUAGCACCAGAGCCUAUGGGAAUCCAUACACAGAUGUUUACGUCACGCGACCAUACGAGGCCUCCACCACGUACCAAGAGCAGCAUCUACUGACGUCAUCGGACGACUCCGUGGACAACAGAUUCGGCGACUUCUCGCACCAUUCCCCUGGUCGUGGCGGGCAAUUAACCGACGGUAAACUCAGGGUUGACCCUUCAAUCAUCACGGGCAGUUUCGUUUUCCACCCUCCUCUUGGCAAGAGCGAAAAGUCGGCGUAUGGGGACAUUCCCAGCAGCAAGGAUCACGGAAACUUCGGGAAAUCACGAUCUCACACUCCCAACACGAAGAAAAGUGAAUUCGAGAAGGGACGAAAAGGCGAAUACGAAAAGGGGCGAAAAGGCGUUUCGGGGUAUCAUUUCUACAAAGGGAAACCGUCCCCUCCCAGCGGACAGUACAAUGGACAUAACUACAGGUCUGGCGUAAGUUCCCACGGCGCCUCGCAUAUAUACGACCGUCACAUAUCUCCUGAUAACGACGCUAACGUUGAUGUGUCACGUGUUCAACACAUCUCUUCUAUACCCAUCCCUUCUUACGACACCAAUGGAUUCUAUAACAAGUCCAGUUCCAGAGUAGGCACCCCGCACCACGUUCACGAUCAGCAGCAUUCGUAUAGAAAGGAUUCAAGUACCCAGCCUUCUGAAGAAGAUAGUAUGGACGGAAGCAGGACUGCGCACAGCUCUAAAGAUCACAUCUCACCCUACGCCUUUGGGUUGAUAGGCCAUAGCAAGAGCCCUCAUUGCGCUAGCGGAAACAAGCACUACAAUAUAAUGACGUCGGAGUCGAGAAGCAGUCACAAAGGACACGCCCAGCAAAGCAGUGGAAACAGCAAGCAACAACAGCAACAACAACAGCAACAACAACAGCAGCAACAGCAGCAGCAGCAACAGCAGCAGCAGAAGCACUAUUACCACAAUCAUCACGCUACUCAUGUCCAGCAGGAGUCCCAAGCAUUUCAACAUCAGCAUCAGUACCAACGUCAUGUUAACGGUAGUUCCGGCUACCAUCACCACCAACAUCAACGACAACAACAGCAACAACAACAACAACAAUAUCAACAGCAAAAACAGCACCAUUACAGCAGCAGCAGCAACAACAACAGCCACAGCAAUACCAGUCACCAUCCUGAUGUCAUCAACGGCCACAAUUUCUCCAGUCGUUACUCUCAUCAACACUACGGGAAAGGAGGAGGCAUCUUUCGAACGCACGCCUCGGCAGCGAGUCCCUCGGCUCCGGAACGGAGCCAUGACGUCACCACAUGCACAGACAGCUCUGUCAACAACAACGACACCCAUAAGAACAAUCUGGAGAUCAGCUAUGAUAGUUUCCGAAACGAACAUCUCCGAGAGGUGGCCAAGCGUGGAGCUGCCUCGAGCAGUACGCUAGAUGCUGGCUUUCGGAACAUGAUCCCGGCUGAGGUCACCAGUGCUUCUCACAAGUUUUAACACCACAAGUAUUUUGCUGCUUUGUCAUGCUCAAUGUUACCCUUUGUUUUGUGUCCUUUCUUUCUUCUUUUAUUUACUCUGGUUUCUUUAUUUUCUCUUCCAUUGUUUGUUUGUUUGCUUAAUUGUUUUUGUUGUUUGUUUAAUUAGGUUGACCUUGCUCUUUCUUCGUUCGAUUACUCUAAAAGUAUGUUUUAAUAAAAUAUUGUAUUUAUGUAUUUUUAAGGGCACACUGCG